Myotis myotis is the source of this 1580-nucleotide messenger RNA. RefSeq names its product leukocyte immunoglobulin-like receptor subfamily A member 6. The record is from RefSeq and is a predicted model, not a curated record. Gene Ontology annotation, molecular function: inhibitory MHC class I receptor activity. Lineage: Eukaryota; Metazoa; Chordata; Mammalia; Chiroptera; Vespertilionidae. The transcript has 5 exons. Gene Ontology annotation, biological process: cytokine-mediated signaling pathway. Bases 1 to 849 code for a protein of 282 amino acids.
AUGGAGAAAGGGGUUUAUGAGAGGAACAGCCCAUGCAAUUCACGUCUGUCUCCCCAGCCCCAGGCUGGGCUCGCUCAGGCCCACUUCCCCCUGGGCACUGUGAGCAGCUCCCACGGAGGCUGGUACAGAUGCUACGGUGGAUACAACCUCUCCUCUGAGUGGUCGGCCCCCAGUCACCCCCUGGACAUCCUGGUGGGCCCCAGGGAGGGAGAGAGACAGAGAGAGACAGGAGUGGGAGGGGAGAGGGGGAGACUCAGAGACAAUAGAGAAAGACAGAGAGGGCGGUCCUCAGAGAGAGGCCUGGUGGCUCUCAGGGCAGAACAAGGUGGGCAGGCAUCUCCUCACCUUCUCUCCGUCUCUCUAGGACGACUGCCUGACAGACCCUCCCUCUCGGUGCAGCCAGGCCCCAGGGUGGCCUCAGGAGAGAACGUGACGCUGCUGUGUCAGUCACAGAGCCCGAGGGACACGUUUCUUCUAUACAAGGAGGGGGCAGCUGAUCCCUCCCUGCAUCUGAGAUCAAAGCACCGAGCUCGGCAGUUCCAGGCAGAAUUCUCCAUGAGUCCUAUGGCCUCAACUAACGGGGGCACCUACAGGUGCUACAGCUCACACAGCUCCUCCCCCUUCCUGCUGUCACUCCCCAGUGAGCCCCUGGAGCUCCUGGUCUCAGGGGAACCUGUUAAUAUCACCCCAUCAGUGCAGACCCCAAAUUCCACAAGUGGGCUCCAGGUCCCAGAUUACACAGUGGAGAAUCUCAUUGCCAUGGGCCUUUCUGGAUUCAUCUUGGUGGUGCUAGGUGUGUUGGUGUUUCAGGCGUGGUACAGCGAGAGAAGGUCCCCAGGGAUAAACUGAAGAUGGAGCACACCCGUUCCUCAGGAACUGUGACACAACCUGAGACCCAAACCACAGAGGCAAGGUUGUGAUGGCAAAGAAGGUACCGAAAGCUGGAGCCGCAAGCUGUGUGAACUCUGUGCUGAGGACCUAAAGGAAAUGAAACAGUAUUGUUAGUGCCUGAGGUGGUGACAGUCGCUGGGAAUACUCCUUGUGGGAGACUCCUCCACCAUGAGCCUUGCCCUUGCAUUGCCCUCUCCUGUUUGGCUGCUCUUAUUCCUCAUCUCAAUGAUCCAACGCUACGUCCACAUGAAGAGAUUCUGUUCAUAACUCCACUCUGUCUCAUGCUUGUUCCUACACUGUAUUGCACAUGUCUUCUUGAUCACACCCGCAUUCCCUGGUGUGAGUUGCUCUGUACCUUGAGCUCUACGUGUAGAGACUCAGGUAACUAAAUCAAUGAACUAAUAUUUAUAUCCAGCCCGGAGGGUGCACGCUGAGAAUGCCGCCCCAGGACCUUGUCUGGAUUCUGCAGGUUCCUUUCUCUUCACCUGGUGCUUCCUGUGUGGCUCCUCCCACCACCUCUGCACUUGGAAUCCACACUCUCCUGUGUGGCCUCAUGCAAGUGACAGCCCAUCUGUGAGCCUCUCUUGCCUUCCUGUGAAGCUGGUAGCAAUGAUGGUCCUUCGUGGCUGUGGUGCCAAUGAAAUGAGAUUGUGAAUUGUAGGACAAUAAACUCAUGUUUGUUUGCUGUU